UGUUACGAAUGUCAGUUGUCAUUUCUGAUCGUUAAUCUGGCGGUGUCGUUACGCGUUAUACCCGUCGCAUCUGUCGCCAACGUUUUGUAAAUUUUAUUUUUUAUUUUUCCGAUGAAUGCCAAGUCGCUAGCUGAAAUCCGUUAGGACGGGAGAGAGAGGAGAACCAGCGGAAUGUCAAAGCUGAUCACGCUGCAGACUCGGCUGGCCUCCGUCAUGGAGACUCUGGUCCACGCCGCGGUGGCCGAACUGGGGAAGAUCGCGGAGGACAGCUCCGCGUUCGUCUUCAACCUAGAGCUGAGCCGGGGCGGCGGCGGCGGCGGCGGAGACGGAGACGACGAGCUGAGGGCCAGACUGAGGACGGAGAGUCAAGUGAAGAUGACACGCUUUGCAUCCGUCAUGGAGACUCUGGGCAACGAGGCACUGGGUAAAAUCAUGAAGAUUGUGGAUGACACAAAGUUCCUGAUGGACUUCGAGCAGAGGUCUUUCAGAGGCUGUAAAGGGAAGAGGAAACCCCACACCAGUGUCCUGAACAUACUGUCAGACGGAGGAGUGGAGGCAGAGCAUUGUUAUGGAGGCAGUGCAAAGCGUGCUGAGAGAGAGAGCGCCACACAGAAUUAUAAAGCUGAGGAGGACAUGAAUGACUUCGAAGCACCUUUUGUCCUGGCUGUCAGUCUAAAAGAUGAACAAGGCAAUGUUGACCUCACCGCCAUCGCUGAGAGAGCUGCAGCAGAGGCCCUCAUCAACAACAAAGCCACCAAUACAGUGACCCUUGACCCCCAGCCGCCGCAGCCUGAUCAGCAGCAGCCUAAUCAGCAGCAGCCUGAUCAGCAGCAGCAGACCAGUGAAGCUGACCUGCUGCUCCAGAAACUGGUCAGCCAGGACAGGAAGUGCUUCAUCUGCACAGAGUGCGGCAAGAGCUUCUCCACUCAGAGCAACCUGAAAGCCCACCUCCGCAUCCACACAGGCGAGAAGCCUUUUACCUGUGUAAUUUGCAAUAAAGGCUUUACCCACAAACAGAGCCUCCAGGACCACAUCCGCACACACACAGGAGAAAAGCCCUUUGAAUGCUUGCAAUGCGGUAAGUGCUUUGGCAAACAAGCGCACCUCAGGACACACUCGAUCAUCCACACUGGCGAGAAGCCGUACGGCUGCGAGCAGUGCGGUAAGAGGUUCAACCUGGCCCAGAACCUCACCCGCCACACGCAGAUCCACACAGGGCAGAAAAUCUUCACCUGCCCUGUUUGCGGCAAAGGAUUCACACGCGCCGUCACGCUCAAAACCCACGGGCUCAUCCACACCGGCCAGAAACCGUUCAAGUGCAGCCAGUGCUCCAAGAACUUCCGGCACGCGGUCAACCUCAAGAACCACCAGAGGAUCCACACAGGGGUGCGUCCGUUCAUCUGCGACCUGUGCGGAAAGGCGUUCCGGCAGUCCGUGAACCUGAAGAUCCACCGGCGGAUUCACACUGGCGAGCGUCCGUUCACGUGCAAGGAGUGCGGGAAGAGCUUCAGCCAGCAGAGCAGCCUCAUCUCCCACGGUCGCACGCACUCCGAGGAGCGGCCCUUCCCCUGCAAGUUCUGCGAGAAGAAGUUCAACAACGCCAACAGCCUGAAGCUUCACCUGCGCGUGCACACGGGCGAGAAGCCGUACGGCUGCGAGAUCUGCGGGAAGACCUUCAGCCAGGGCAGCCAUCUACGGACGCACAAGCGGCACGUUCAUGCCGGCGGUAAGCAGUACAUAUGUGAUAAGUGCGGGAAGAGGUACUCGGACCAGCGGAACUUAAAGAUGCACAAAUGCGUGUAUGCCUGA
Lampris incognitus (smalleye Pacific opah) is the source of this 1809-nucleotide messenger RNA. RefSeq lists its product as uncharacterized. Gene Ontology annotation, biological process: central nervous system development; regulation of transcription by RNA polymerase II. Gene Ontology annotation, cellular component: nucleus. NCBI's taxonomy places the organism in Eukaryota, Metazoa, Chordata, Actinopteri, Lampriformes, Lampridae. Bases 172 to 1809 code for a protein of 545 amino acids. The record is from RefSeq and is a predicted model, not a curated record. Gene Ontology annotation, molecular function: DNA-binding transcription factor activity, RNA polymerase II-specific; RNA polymerase II cis-regulatory region sequence-specific DNA binding. The transcript has 5 exons.